Closterium sp. Naga37s-1 is the source of this 1848-nucleotide messenger RNA. The record is from the annotation of a GenBank genome assembly. Lineage: Eukaryota; Viridiplantae; Streptophyta; Zygnematophyceae; Desmidiales; Closteriaceae.
AUGGGGCUGUUCACCUCGUGGUCCUGGGAGGGUGGGUUUGCUGAUGGGUUCCUGGCGUGGGCGCCUCAGCCGGACAAAUACUUUCUCAUGGACUGCCAACGGAACCAGGUGUCAAACCGUAUUCGCUGCAUCCGCGAUUAUCUAAUCGUCGCGGGGGUGCUCAACCGCACGCUCGUUGAUCUGGCUCCAUGCACACCCAGUCCCCUGACCCCUUCCCCCCCCCUCCCUACCUCUCCCUCCUAUCAGGUGUCCAACCGCAUUCGCUGCAUCCGCAAUUAUCUAAUCGUCGCAGGGGUGCUCAACCGCACGCUGGUGGCGCCGUUUCGCCCGUCGGAGGUGAACGGCAGCUACGACCGGCACGUGUUCUUCGAUCUCACCCACAUGCGCCGCUGCUACGGGCCCCGCACCGUCAUCACUCUCGAUGAGCUGCUGGCAGAGAGAAGAGCAGCGAGGAAUGGCAAUGGCAGCAGUGGCAAUGGCAGCAGUGGCAAUGGCAGCAGCAACAACAACAGCAGCAGCAGCAGCACAGCAGCAGAUAUAAUAAUAACCCAGGUGGUGUGCCCAUUCACCAACUGUUACUUCCAACCAGGUUGGGGCCUCCCUACAGUCCUCCCCACACUCGGAGGCGUCUCAUACGAGGCUUUAACUUUCACGGAUGCCAACCUGCCUCCGGAUCACUCUAUCAACAUCACAGAUAUCAAGAGAAUCGGGGAUUUGAUCUUCCCGUCGGCUGAUGUGUUUGUAAUGGGGGAUUUGGGAGCUUCGCUGUUUGAUGAAACUUUUCACAGGCAGAUUGACGUGCCGUUUUUUCGGCGCCCGGGCUGCCCGAAUAAACUGGCGAUUCAGCCCCACCCGGCGAUCUUCGAAGCUGCAAGUCGGUUUGUAACGGAUGUGCUUGUAAAGGGGAUGAAUGGCAGUGCAGCAGAGAGCAGCAGGGAAGGGGAGGAGCAGGGCAACAACACAGCAGCUGAGGACACGCUACCAUCAGCCAUUGCUGCUGCCAGUGGGGGUACCACCACUACUAGUACCAGCGGUAGCAGUGGUAAGAAUGCCGGUCAGCUUCGCUACAUGGCGAUUCACUGGCGGCGAAAGGACCUGGUUACCAGCUUUCAGGACUCAGGCUCUCAUCUCACAAUCAACCGCACUGCCAGAUGCAUUGCCGACCGCAUGGCAAAAUCCGGCAAUCUCAGCACCGUUUUCCUAGCCACUGACGCCGAACCUGCUGAGGUGGCGGAAUUGACCGGAGCGGUUUUGUCCCACCGCCCGGACCUGCGGCUGAUGCAGCUUCCGCCGAACCUGGACGCGCAGGCUUGGGCGCAGGUGCUGCUGCCGCACCGGUUUGAGCAUCCGGGGGUGGUGCGGGUGACGUUAGACAAGGCAGUGUGUACUCUCGCAGACGUGUUUCUUGGGACGGCAGCUUCGUCGUUCACGGAGGACAUUCAGCGAAUCCGGACGGGGUUGAGAGUGGCGCAUUGUGAAGACCAGAUGUUGUGCGAAGACGAGCUAUACGGAUCAUCGCGGCCUGUUAGCAUCUGCGUGGUGGGGGGGUGUGGGACAGAUGCGGAGGAGGGAAGCCUCAGGGUUGGUGAUGUUGGGUACAGGUACCCCAUGGUGCCCAUCCCACACGUUGAUUGGGAUGCGUGUUGCACGGAUACAACAGCGUACGAGUUGCUUACCUGUGGUGGAAAAGGGGAAGAUGGGAUGGGGGGAGCGAUGGGCAGGGAGGAGGAGCACAUAGCCAAGGUGGGUGGGAGGUGUGUGCUUCACUGCCUGUGUGUGUGGCUCAUGCUGCUGGCCGGCUUUCUCCUUGCGCUGCUACCUCCCUGCGCUGCUACCUCCCUGCCAUAG